GCAACCAGCAAAAGCUCACAGGACAAAGAUAUAAAAGGCGUCUGAAUCCCCUUUUGUAAUCAUUCAAGUGGAUUCCUUCCAUCGGACCUACGCCGUACAUCUGUGUCUCUCAUCUCUCUAGCCACACAUUCCACUUUUCUUCUCCAUCUGGCUGCUUCUUUGUCAUCAUGUCUACCGAUCUGAAGCCCCUCCGCAUUGUCAUGGCCUGUGAUGAGGCCGGCCAGCCCUACAAGGAGACCAUCAAGGCUGCUCUGGAGAAGAGCCCUCUGGUCGAGUCCAUCACCGACGUCGGCGUCAACUCCACCUCCGACAAGACCGCCUAUCCUCACCCUGCCGUCGCCGGCGCCAAACUCAUCAAGGAGGGCAAGGCAGAUCGCGGUCUCUUCAUCUGUGGCACCGGUCUCGGUGUAGCCAUCGCCGCCAAUAAGGUCCCCGGCAUCCGCGCCGUGACCGCUCACGACUCCUUCUCUGUGGAGCGCUCCAUCCUCAGCAACGACGCGCAGGUCCUCUGCUUCGGCCAACGCGUCAUCGGCAUCGAGCUGGCCAAGAAGCUCGCCACCGAAUGGCUCACCUACCGCUUUGAUCCCAAGAGCGCCUCUGCCGCCAAGGUCCAGGCCAUCACCGACUACGAGCGCGAAUUUGCUGCUGCUCAGUAGACGGUUCAAUUUGAGGAUUGGCUCUUGCAGCCGUCAAUUGGUGACGGACAGCCAUAUCCCUCUUCGCAUAUAUAAACUGUCGGUUGGACCGAUAUAUACGUGUAUACACACAUGAUUUUUUUUUGAUGUUAUCCAGCGAAUCAAUGAUACCACGACUGGCUGGGAUGAAUUGGCAGGCCGACAUCCCGUCCGAUGUCCAUCGAACUAUCUUUUCCCUGUUGAAAAAAAAAGAUAUUUGCAGGAUAGAUGUGAAUUAAUUUUUGGGGAAUUAUUUUUUCGUACAUACUCUUCUAGGUCCACACGAGUAAGAGUCCAGCAUCCAUAAUUAUAAGAAAUGGAUAAAUGGCAGCCUGCUCCUCGUCUUCAGCGUGAGGCAU
Aspergillus novofumigatus IBT 16806 is the source of this 1033-nucleotide messenger RNA. Its product is annotated as RpiB/LacA/LacB family sugar-phosphate isomerase. The coding region runs from base 168 to 656 and encodes 162 amino acids. NCBI's taxonomy places the organism in Eukaryota, Fungi, Ascomycota, Eurotiomycetes, Eurotiales, Aspergillaceae. Gene Ontology annotation, molecular function: isomerase activity. The record is from RefSeq and is a predicted model, not a curated record. Gene Ontology annotation, biological process: carbohydrate metabolic process. The transcript has 2 exons. Gene Ontology annotation, cellular component: intracellular anatomical structure.